Erinaceus europaeus (western European hedgehog) is the source of this 1885-nucleotide messenger RNA. It is a transcript of the gene NHLRC3, whose product is annotated as NHL repeat containing 3. Lineage: Eukaryota; Metazoa; Chordata; Mammalia; Eulipotyphla; Erinaceidae. The coding region runs from base 243 to 1286 and encodes 347 amino acids. The transcript has 7 exons. Gene Ontology annotation, biological process: negative regulation of translation; proteasome-mediated ubiquitin-dependent protein catabolic process; protein polyubiquitination. Gene Ontology annotation, molecular function: translation repressor activity; protein binding; ubiquitin protein ligase activity. The record is from RefSeq and is a predicted model, not a curated record.
CAAAAGCACAUGACGAGAGGAAACACUAGGGAUCCGGAACAGAAUUCUGAUUUUUCAUUUCUUUCCUCUUUGGUUGUUCCUCUUUUUUUCUUUUUUUUUUGUUCCCAAAGCUCCGGCUUCUAGGAAUGAGGACGAAGGGGCUGGGGUUCUUGCCUUGAGGACGAGCUCGCGUUCUGUGCAGCCCGGGGCCAUGUGAACCUGACGCUUGGAACCCUCCACCCGGUUGAGCUGCGUGUUUGGUCAUGGCGAGAUUCUGGGUCUGCGUGACCUGUGCCGUUUUCUUUCUUGCAUUUUUGGUUUUGCAUUGGCGUCUUUGUGACUCUACUGUUUUAAGGAACUUUGCUUUCCAAGUUAUCGGGCGAGCUGAGCAAAGUCUUUACCAGCUGGAUGUGGAUUGGCCUAAGCAUUCAGAAUACUUUACUGGAACAACAUUUUGUAUUGCGGUUGACUCCCUGUCGGGACUGGUUUAUGUAGGCCAAAGAGGGAAUGACGUCCCCAAGGUGUUAGUGUUCACAGAGAAUGGGUAUUUUCUACGAGCCUGGAAUUACACAGUUGACAUGCCUCAUGGUAUAUUUGCAGCCAGCACACUACAUGAGCAGUCUAUCUGGAUCACGGAUGUAGGAAGUGGGCCCUAUGGUCAUACUAUUAAAAAAUAUAAUCCUGUUGGUGAUCUCAUUCAAGUUCUGGGUACCCCAGGAAAAAAAGGCACUGGUUUGAACCCCCUACAGUUUGAUAACCCUGCAGAAUUAUAUGUAGAGGACACAGGAGAUAUGUACAUUGUGGAUGGUGAUGGAGGAUUGAAUAACAGAUUGAUCAAGUUGUCCCAAGAUUUCAUGGUGCUCUGGCUCCGUGGAGAAAAUGGAACAGGACAUGCUAGAUUCAACAUACCUCACAGUGUUACAGUUGAUGCAGUCGGUCGGGUGUGGGUUGCUGACCGAGGAAACAAAAGAAUUCAGAUAUUUGAUAAAGACACUGGAGAGUGGUUAGGAGAAUGGAAGUCUUGUUUCACAGAAGAGGGCCCAUCUUCAGUCAGAUUUACUCCUGACGGGAAGUACUUGGUUAUAGCCCAACUGAAUCUUAGCAGAGUCUUAUUUGUGGCAGCCCCACCACCAGGAAGCAUUGGCAGCUGUUCUGUGAUCAGCACAAUCCAGCUAGGAGAUCAAGUUUUACCUCAUCUCUUAGAUAUCAGUGGGAAGACAGGAGCACUCUAUAUAGCAGAAAUUGGAGCAAAGCAAGUACAAAAAUAUGUUCCUUCCCUUAGCUAUUUCUCUGCGGGAGGUUCAUGAUGGUUUUUUUUUUUUUUUUCUGGAGAUCGUUCAAGUAAAAGAUCAGAGUCUCAGAUUCAUUAAGAAUUUAAUGAUGUUCAAGUUUAAGAAUUUGUUUCUUUGUCUCUACCUAACCUAAUAUUAGAAGAAUUUAAUUUCAUAUCUCUAAGAUCUUGUAUCUUACUACCUUCUUGCAACUUAGCUUUCACUAAGGCCUCAGGCCUGCAUAAUUCCACACUCCCACCAAACUCUUUUAUUUUUCCAGGCAGAGCAUGAGAGACAAAGAGAGGACACAGAGAGAAGGAGAGAUACCCCAAUACUCCUUGAUAUCUCUGAUAAGCCUCCCUUUUUCAUGGCUCUCCUAUUUGCAUUGAGACUGAUUGACGCUUAGUUGCUUCUGUCUUCUACUUCUAGAGGAGAUGAGAGUCUUCUGUGUGCAAUGAAGAAGGCCUUCUGAUUUCUAUAAUUCAGUAUCAGUGAUUAAUUGCUUUGGUAGCUUUAAACAUGUAGCAAUUUUGAUAUACCAGCUAGCCUUUGUGAGUUAAUUCUAACAGGUAGGAUGGAGUUGAAUUAUCACUGUAUGAUCUCUAAGACCAAAAGAUAAAAAGCAGUACUGUCUC